AUGGCCUUUCAGAACAAAGGACCCAAUGUCCCCUAUACAUUCAACCCAGGCCUCAAUGCGAGUGUUGAGACGAGCAGCGCAGAGGCUCCGCAAGCUGUCACCACACAGGACAGGCUUAUAGUAGGCAUCGACUUUGGGACUACAUUCAGCGGCGUUGCAGCAGUGUACAGUGCUACACCCGACGACAUUGACGUGAUAAAAACAUGGCCAGGCGGCAACGGCCUUAGCUCUGAGAAAGUCCCGACGGAAAUAGGCUAUGCAGAUACAGCAGCACAAAAAGACGGCCCGUCGUCCCUCAGGACAGCGACGAAAUCGUCGUCAAACAUCAAAUGGGGAUUUCAGCUGAAGCCCGAGGAGCCACGUCUAAGAUGUGUCAAGCUCUUCCUAGACCGCAGUCAGAAGCUGCCGCACUUCGUAUCUCCUCUCGAGACGGCUGCUCAGCUACGAAGAUACGAAAAGACGGUCAUGGAAGCUGUGUCCGACUAUCUCGCACAGAUAUACAAACACACCAUGGAAGUCUUGACCCGGCGCUACGGCGAGACUUUUAUGGGCAUGACCAAGGUCGAAGUCGUCCUCACCGUGCCCGCUGUCUGGUCCGAUGCUGCAAAAGACGCCACACUCAAGGCUGCGGAAAGGGCUGGCCUAGGCAAUCGACACGACCUCCAACUGAUUUCAGAGCCCGAGGCUGCUGCUGUGUACACUCUCAAGGCCAUCCAACCAACCCACUUGAAACUCGGCGACAACUUUGUCGUCUGCGACGCCGGCGGUGGCACCGUCGACUUGAUAGCAUAUCAAAUCACUCAGCUCAGUCCGCUGCGGGUCGAGGAAUCCGCCGUCGGCACGGGCGCUUUGUGCGGUUCUGCCUUUCUCAACUACCGCUUCGAGGAGCACGUGCAGCAGCGAAUAGGCCGGCAGCGGUACCAGUGGAUGCGGGAGCAAAAGGGCAAGACGUGGAACAUGGGGCUGAAGUAUUGGGAGGAUUUCGUCAAGCGGAAUUUCAACGACGAGGAGCACGCCGAGAUCAACAUCCCAUUUCCCGGCCUGCCAGAUGACGAGGCGGCAGGGCUGGAGUCUGGCUUCUUGGUCAUGAGCGCGGAGCAGGUCAAGGCUAUUUUCGAUCCUGUCGUGCAAGAGGUUAUACAAUUGGUGGAGGGUCAAGUGCAGAGCAUACGUGCCAAGGGGGGCCUGGUGUGUGGUAUUGUUCUGGUCGGCGGGUUCGGCCAGAGUAACUAUCUGUACAAGCAGAUGAAAUCCCACUUCCAGCGCGCGCCUCCCCCGCCCUAUACCGAGAGGCCGACACAGGCUGUCGCGCCGACUGGCUCGCCAUCCAUUGAGAUUUACCACCCGAUCCACGCGUGGACGGCGGUGGUGCGCGGUGCGGUACUACGGGGGUUGGAGGGCAACAUGGUCAUCAGUAGACGGUCUCGAUGGCACUACGGCACCAGCUACGCGACCGUCUUUGACGAGGCAAAACACUCCAUAUGCGAUAGAUACUGGAGUCCGCUAUGGGAACGGUGGAUGGUAUCCGAUCGGAUGCAAUGGCACAUCGCCAAGGGCGCCCGGGUGUCGGAGAAGAACCCCGUUUCCUUCCACUACACCCGCAACUUCCGGCCGGGCCAAUCGCUCCUCGUCGAGGACGAUCUGAUUGCCUGUGACGCCGACACCGCGCCCGACUCGUUUUGCAAGGGGCUCAUCAACGUCUGCACGCUGACGACGGAUCUCGGUAGCGUGCCCAGGAGUUUGUUUACGCGGCUGAAGACGAGCAAGGGGGUCGAGUUUGACAAUCUGGAUUUCACGCUGGAUAUGCGGAUGGAGAGUGCGGGGCUGGUGUUUGAGCUCAAGGUAGAUGGGGUUCGGUAUGGGAGUGUGCAGGCGGAGUUUCAUUGA
Plenodomus lingam JN3 is the source of this 1887-nucleotide messenger RNA. RefSeq lists its product as uncharacterized. The record is from RefSeq and is a predicted model, not a curated record. Gene Ontology annotation, molecular function: ATP binding; ATP-dependent protein folding chaperone. NCBI's taxonomy places the organism in Eukaryota, Fungi, Ascomycota, Dothideomycetes, Pleosporales, Leptosphaeriaceae.